Messenger RNA from Drosophila takahashii, 711 nucleotides. It is a transcript of the gene mRpS18B, whose product is annotated as mitochondrial ribosomal protein S18B. Gene Ontology annotation, cellular component: mitochondrion; ribosome. Gene Ontology annotation, molecular function: structural constituent of ribosome. The record is from RefSeq and is a predicted model, not a curated record. Lineage: Eukaryota; Metazoa; Arthropoda; Insecta; Diptera; Drosophilidae. Gene Ontology annotation, biological process: mitochondrial translation.
GUUGCCAGCUUGCCGAAAAACAGCUGAUCCGCCGGCUGCACGCAAUUUACCUUGUUACGUCGUUACCAAAAAACAAAUUGGUUUUAUUCAAUUAAAAUGCUGCCCAUUGCACGUGGAAUUUACAGUGGACUAGCAAACAUAACGAGGAGCAGCCGGGGAGCUCUGCACACGGCCAGUGCACUUCGUUGCAAGGCGGAGGAAGCGGGCGAGGCAAAGGAUGAGGAAUCCACUGAGGGCGACGGAGAGGAUAGCUCCAGUGGAUCCGCACCAGAUCCCAAGGAUCGCAGCAAGGCCAUUCCCGUGGAGACGUCGAUGCGCUACUUGAAGAGCGCCGCCUACAAGCAAACCUACGGCGAGGAUUUCGUGUGGACGCAGUAUCGUCGCAACCACAAGGGCAUGUAUGCGCCACGGAAAACCCGCAAGACGUGCAUCCGCCAGAACAGGAUCUCCACCGGAAACCCGUGUCCCAUUUGCCGGGAUGAGUACCUGGUGCUGGACUACCGCAACACAGAACUCCUGGAGCAGUUCAUCUCGCCGCACAGCGGUGAUGUGCUUAGCUACUCGAAGACGGGUCUGUGCCAGAAAAGUCAUUUGCGACUGAUGGUGGCCGUGCAGCAGGCUCGCGAUUCCGGAUACCUAACAUACGAUGUGCCCUUCAGGGAGUACGAUUACAGCGAGUACUACGGACAGGAACAGAAGCAGAAAGCUUAA